CUGCUCUACAUCCUCCAUCAUAGCUACCAAACAAACACAGAUCCUUAUCACCCGUUGCUAGGUAGGUUGCCAGACUCUGCCAUCAUAGAAUGGACAAGAUAUCCUAGCUAUAACAAAAGACCUACUCCAAUCGACAACGCAACAAAUUCAAGUUACUCUACCUACCCACCCCCUAUUAUAUUUUCUCCACUGCACCCCAGCUAACCUAACCUACCCCAACUAAACAGGAAAACAGGAAAUCUUUUUGAUAAACAAUAACCAACCAAUCAACUGAGCACAGAAUAAAACAAGGCGUGUAGACUAAACAUGAAACAAGUACUAGACCUAACAGCAACAACAGCGAAUUUCCAAAGCUCAUAGACACUACACCUCGCUCCCAACACUCCUUAAACUCUACUACAAACCCUAUCUAGUAACAAAAUAGCGCUGCUGGAAAUAAAAAAUGUGUGACUCAUACCCUAUCUCUACAAACAAACAACUACACACACAAAACAGAAUAUCGCACAGUUGUUUAUCCCCCUACACCCGUUGUUGUUUGAGCGCGAGGAGGGUAUAUCUAGCUAGUUAGCUAGCAUGAUCCCUUCUCGCCCAUUUGUUGUGAUAGUAGAGUGUGUUAGGCAGGGAUGAACCCAGUAAACUAGAUGAUUACUUGUUAUGUUUUGGAGCGACGCACAACGAUUAAUCUGAAAGCAUUAGCAGUUGUAUAUUUGUUCAUCCAUCUGUUUGUAUUGUUUAGUAGAGAUGAAAAUCUGCUGUGUGGUAUUAUAAAGUCUAUGGUUGGGGAUGACUGA
Periconia digitata is the source of this 791-nucleotide messenger RNA. Lineage: Eukaryota; Fungi; Ascomycota; Dothideomycetes; Pleosporales; Periconiaceae. The record is from the annotation of a GenBank genome assembly.